AUGACCGACUCAAAUACAAAAAGACAAUCGACGCUCCGGCAGCAAGAAGCACGGCCUUUCUCGAACGGUAACACGAGUAGCGACAUUGAAAACCAGCUUGCUGCCGCUCAAAAAAAUGACGGGCCACCCUACUCAGUUUUCACUCCAUGGCAAAAACGAGCCAUUGUCCUUGGGGCCGCAGUCACUGCGUUCUUCUCGCCUCUUACUGCACAGAUAUACUUGCCGGCCUUGACGCAACUGUCGAGGGACCUGGGUGUGACAAACACGCAGAUCAAUCUAACCAUUACAACGUAUAUGAUAUUUCAAGGCAUAACGCCCAUGUUCAUUGGAUCGCUGGCUGAUAGUGGAGGUCGACGACCAGCCUACGUUGUAUGCUUCAUUAUUUAUGUUGCCGCAAACAUUGGCCUGGCUCUUGCCCCUGGGUAUAGUGCAUUGCUGGGGUUGAGAUGCCUUCAGUCAGCUGGGUCAAGUAGCACGGUGGCACUCUGUACUGCAGUGGUCGCUGAUGUAGUUACAAGUGCCGAGAGAGGACAGUAUGUCGGAUUCACGGUGAUUCCGACCGUGUUGGCCCCCUCACUAGGACCAAUUAUUGGUGGCCUCCUUUCUCAGUAUCUCGGCUGGAGAGCAAUAUUCUGGUUUCUGGCGAUUUUCUCUGGCAUAACCCUGGUUCUCAUUAUUUUCUUUUUUCCAGAGACUUGCCGCCGGAUCGUGGGCGAUGGUUCUCUAACUCCACCUCCAAUGUACCGGUCCGUAUGGCAGUCCCUACACCUUCGGCGCGAAAAGAAGGCGAGACGACGAAACGCACUGUCAAAGUCGACAUCAAAUUCAAGCAGCGCCAGCAAGUCGGGGAAUAGAUUCAAGUUCAAACCACCAAAUGUUCUGGGCUCGCUGUUUCUUCUCUUCGAGAGGGAGACCGGGUUGCUGCUUUGGACCAGCAGUAUUGUAUUCGCUGGUUUCUAUUGCAUAGCAACGGCAAUGCCUAGUCUCUUUUCGAAGCGUUAUGGAUACAACGAGGUACAGGUUGGUCUGAUGUAUCUUCCGUUGGCGCUUGGUUCCAUUGGUGCUGCCAGUAUUGUCGGUCCGUCCAUCAACUGGAACUUCAAACGACAUUGCAUCCGAUCCGGAAUCCCCUACGAUCAAAGUCGACAAAACGACCUGUCCAACUUCCCGAUUGAGCAAGCACGUCUGGAAAUUGGCCUCCCACUGUUGUGCCUUGGUGCGGUGAGCAUAAUAGGCUGGGGAUGGGCGAUGCAUGCCGCCACUCAUGUUGCUGUACCGUGUGUGAUCAGCUUCUUUCUGGGAAUUGGGAUGAUUGGCUAUAACAAUACGACAAACAUACUUCUUGUCGAUGUCCACCCAGGUCGGGCCGGAACUGCCACUGCUGCCAACAACCUCACUCGAUGCUUAGUUGGAGCGGGAGCAAGCGCUGCGAUUAUCCCCAUGAUUGACGCCAUUGGGGCUGGCCCAGCUUUUACUCUUAUCGGGGGGCUCUAUUUCGUUGGUAUCAUUCUGCUCUUGCUCAUUCUUCAAUUUGGCAUGAAAUGGAGAGCGGAGGCCAAGGAGAAGACUCAGACGAGCAAGCUGAAGACAAAAGAAAGGCAUCAACAAGGGCUCCUGGUAGUUGAUGAACCGCGACCAGCGGAGGAUACCAGAAACCGAGAUUUGAGAAACGCAUAG
This is a messenger RNA of Metarhizium brunneum ARSEF 3297, 1677 nucleotides long. Its product is annotated as Itaconate transport protein. Gene Ontology annotation, molecular function: transmembrane transporter activity. Gene Ontology annotation, biological process: transmembrane transport. NCBI's taxonomy places the organism in Eukaryota, Fungi, Ascomycota, Sordariomycetes, Hypocreales, Clavicipitaceae. Gene Ontology annotation, cellular component: plasma membrane. The record is from RefSeq and is a predicted model, not a curated record.